This is a messenger RNA of Adineta steineri, 916 nucleotides long. The record is from the annotation of a GenBank genome assembly. Lineage: Eukaryota; Metazoa; Rotifera; Eurotatoria; Adinetida; Adinetidae.
ACAACCUGAUUCACCAUUAUAUACUCCUGCACCAAAACGAAAAUGUACAAUGAUUGAUAAUGAACAUUUAAUAUCUGAUCUUAUAGAAAUUGAUCAUUCCGAUUUUGUUAAAUCGCUUCAACUAAUGACACCAAAAUCAACAAUAAGAUCUCGUCAAGCAUCUACAACAUCAUCAUUAAAUACGACUAUUGUUCUUUCACCACCACCACCACCUACCUCACAUAUUCGAAUUCUUCGAUGUCUGGCUAAUACAACUGAUCGAAUAACUGAAGAUAAAAAACUUCGAAUACCAAUAUCAUCAUCAGAUACUAUAACUAAUCUUCGUUAUCAAGUACUUAAACGUUUAUAUGAUAAUUAUAAUAUUUAUGCUUGUUUUGUUAUGCUUUAUGAUAAACAAGAUUGGGAAUUAGGUAUGACAGAAGCUGAUACUAUUCAAAUAGCUAUACCAAUUGAUGAAUCAGAUAUUAAAGCAGUUUAUAUUGAAAAAAAUCCAAUAGUUUCCUAUGAACAAAUUUGUAAAGAAAUGGGUUUAGUUGUUUAUUCAAAUAUUCGAUUAAUAUUAAAAAAAUUUUUUGAUAAAUUUGAAUUAUCAUUACAACGAUUAAAUUUAAAAUUAGAACAAAUUAUUAAUAUAUUAAAAAUAUUCGAAAAUUUUAUGUUUAUUCAUUCAAUUAAUUUAUCAGAAAAUCAAUUAACUGAUGAAAUAUUGGAUCAAUUAGAAAAAUUAACAUUAGAUCAACUAAAAUCAUUAAAUCUAUCGAAAAAUAAAUUUACAUCCAAUGGUAUUCGAAAAUUAUUUGAACAAAAAAUCAUGAAUAAUUUACUUAUACUUGAUUUAUCGGGUAAUACAGAUAUUGAUUGUUAUACAUUGAUGUUUUUACGUACUCAUUUUCCGAACCUUAUUAUUUAUCAUUGA